Vitrella brassicaformis is the source of this 2002-nucleotide messenger RNA. The record is from the annotation of a GenBank genome assembly. Lineage: Eukaryota; Vitrellaceae.
AUGCCGAUCAGAAGCGGCGCCUCCCCGAGAAGCUUCCGCGCCCUACAGCGGACUCUGUUCGUAGCGGAUUGCAGUGCUGCACUGCCAUUCAAGGCACUUGCUGCACCUUACAGGUGAGUUGACUCGCCAUCGCCUUAUGCAAGAUGAUGGUGUCUGUGCGUGUGCUGCUGUGCUCAGAUCAGCCUGCCUUCUCCCGCUGACCAUGGCUCACUCGUCAAACGUGGCCUUCUGCGACGGCGUUGACCCGGCGGCGCUCAAAGGGUCUGAGCUGCCCACGUAUCAGCUGCCCAAGAGCCCCGCCGAGGGCCUGAGCGUCCCCUCUGGUGGCUGCGUCGUCUGCUCGGAGCCCCUCGGCGCCAAGACCGACCUCGCAAGAUUAAGGUGCGGGUGUUUCUUCUGCUUCCAGGUCUGCAAGCGGCCGACGGCAUCUUGAUUGAUUCACUUAUCGAGGCUUAUGUAUGCAGUGUGUAAAGGGGAGAGUGAAUGCGCACAUAAUCGCCUACCGCGACAGGCAGUACACCAUGCCCUCACCAGAAAACUUCAACUUCCCAUGCCCUGCCUGCAGCACGGUGAGGGAAGACACAAACACACGACCGAUGACACGCACAUCACUCGCGAAUCUGCUGACUGGCUGUCUGCCUAUUGGUUUCUCUCUGUCAGGGGUGUGAUUUGAUCGAGCGUCUUCAGAAGCCCUCGGCCUCCGGUAUGCCCCUGCCUGUUGCCGACGAGUACGGCGGUCCCUUCCGCAACGUGACGGCGAUGCAGCCCCCUGACGGCGUCGAGGCGCCGUGGCUGGCCAACUACUACGAGUUCACCGCCCUCAGCCAUGCCGUGCAGAUAUCGUGCGAGUCCGUGGAGGAGGCGCAGCGGAUGAUUACCUUCAGCCAGAUUGCGGGGCGGUACAUCCGCGAGAGACUGAUGGGGCCGUGGAAGCGUCUGACCUCAGCGCUCGGCAUGGAAGCCGGCAUGGAGGCGUUCAAAUGGUGGGCGGGGAAAUGAGGGGGCCGGUGACCCAAUUAAGUAUCUACACGUCUGUGUGUGUGUGUGUGUGCAGGGAUGCCGAGGCGGAGGCGGUGAGGGCGUCGAUACGGAUGCGCGACAUUGAGAUCACCGCAAUGCGAAGGCAAUCCGCACAGCUGACGGGCCAAGACAGGUGGCUGCAAGAGGGAGGGCGAGAGCGCCUCGCGGCCGGCAGGGGAACGAGUGUACGUUUGCUUUGGACUUCCUGCCGUUGUGUGUUCAGGCCUGUGCCUUUGACUGUGGGCACCGUUGUGUGGGUGGCUGGGCUCGUGAAGCGGCCAGAGUAUAGUGGCUUUGAGGGCAAGAUCACGGCCGUCCUGCCACCAAACACACCAGGCAACACGACAGGCGAGACGCGGUGAGAAGACCAGAGGAGAUAGACUCGCCGCCUGCGUUAGAUGAAUGCAUGUGUGUGUGUGCGCAGGUAUCGUGUGAGUGUGUAUGUCGUGGGCAUCGAGCUGUCGCUGCGGGCUGAGAACCUCCGCCCGUCGCUUGAUGCCAACGACAAGAUGUACGACUGGGGGAUGCAGUUUGCCAUGAUGGCCGAGGCAUUCAAUCAAUAAGUCCCGCUCUCAGCACUGACUGACGGACAGACACACCUCAGGCGGGCCAAUUGACACACGUGGGGCCGGCGAAUGAGGGGGCAGUGACUACUGUGGUGUGUGUGCGGUCUUGUUGUUCACAUUUGCGUUGAUGUGCGCACAUCAAAUACACAGACACAUACGUACAUAUACAUGCAUUCGUGUACAUACAUUCUUCAUGUGUGGGGAACGGAAAUGUCGUGAGCGGGGUCUUUGUAAGUCCGCCAUCCAUUUCUUUGCUGGAUGUCUGUGAGGGAGCUUGAGCCUCUCUGGCUGGCUGCACACAAUGGGCUUUUAUCGAUCAGCCCGUACAUGCGUGUCUGUCACGGUGUGGACUUACUUGUGCUGUGUCGACAUGAAUUAUGAGUCCCAAUGGCUUCAAGGCACAAACACACACAUGA